UCUCAGAUAAUCAAUCUAGUUAUUCAAGAUUGUUAUAUGGAAGACAAAGAACUAGAAGAAGAAUAAGGAGGAGGAGCUUUUGGAGAGCAUGGAUUUCAAACGUCCAAGAAAGUUAAACUUAAAUGCACCGCUUUUAUCAACAAGGCGUCAUGGUUGUUCAGUUGUUGCUGAUACAUAUUGUUCAUCAAGUUCAUUAGGUGCAGUGCAAAACACAAGUGAAAGAGUUCCAUUUUCAUGGGAGAAAAUACCAGGCAAGCCAAAAGAUAUGGAGAAGAGUGAUAGCACCCAAGAUGCAGACACACCUUUUCCACCAAAAGAGGUAGCUAAUGAAACUGAUGUAGAUAAUAAUAAUGGUGAUGUUGCAUUUCAUGAUAUAGAUGAUGGUUAUUGUGAUGGUGAUGACAACAAGGAUGAUGAUGAUGUUUUCUCAGAUGCUAUGGAUGUUUUUUCUCUAUCAGAGGCAUUAGAUAUUGUUCAAAAAAAAUCAGAGAAUGCUCAUAAUAAUGACAACAAUGAUUGUUUAAGAUUAAAGCUUGCAGAGUCUCAUGGUUACCAAUCUCCUACUUAUAUGAUCAACCGUUUUCUCCCUGAUGCCACUGCAUUAGCUGCAUCUUCUUCUUCUUCUUUGAAUUUUCAUAGUAAUUUUGAGGAUAAAGUUUGUGAUACUUGUAGUUAUUAUCAUGAGUGUUCUGUCAAAGGGUCAACUAGUCAUUCAUAUUCUUCUUCUUCUCCAAAGGGUUGUGGCUUGGAAUUUCUCUUCCCUUGGCGUAUGAAACAUAAGCUUUGUGCAAUGAAGAACCCUGUCCUUCCUUGCUCUACUAAUCUGCAGAAGCAUCAACGCAGCUCAAAACAGAAGAAAAAUCGUUCAUCAACCUAUGUGCCUUGUACAAAUGUGAAAGAAGAUAUUUGAGGAGAAGAGCUAGUUCUUUAACUUGUUCAUUUUUCCUUCAUACAAAAUCUAUUUUAUUUUUUUUAUGAAUAUAUAUUAUAUUUUGUGUUACUUGCUUAAAACA
This is a messenger RNA of Gastrolobium bilobum, 1013 nucleotides long. RefSeq lists its product as uncharacterized. The transcript has a single exon. Bases 89 to 910 code for a protein of 273 amino acids. Lineage: Eukaryota; Viridiplantae; Streptophyta; Magnoliopsida; Fabales; Fabaceae. The record is from RefSeq and is a predicted model, not a curated record.